Anopheles merus is the source of this 803-nucleotide messenger RNA. RefSeq lists its product as uncharacterized. Gene Ontology annotation, biological process: regulation of gene expression; maturation of 5.8S rRNA. The record is from RefSeq and is a predicted model, not a curated record. Bases 152 to 640 code for a protein of 162 amino acids. Gene Ontology annotation, molecular function: RNA binding; DNA binding. NCBI's taxonomy places the organism in Eukaryota, Metazoa, Arthropoda, Insecta, Diptera, Culicidae. The transcript has 2 exons. Gene Ontology annotation, cellular component: nucleolus; exosome (RNase complex).
UGUGUGUUUGUUUACAUUUGCCUGGUGCCGGACCAUACCAUAGCAAACACGCGGCACGCGUGCGUUUUCGUAGGAAUUGUAUUAUUUAAAGUUUCCUAAUUAUCUGCUACCGGCAAAAAGUGAAUUUAAACCCUUCUCCAACCCUCUAAACAUGGUGAACGAUAUGGAAACGGAUAUAGGCACCCCCGUGGAUGAUUAUGGCGUGCUGAAGGGUGAUCUCGUGUUCAUACGCAACAACGAAAACCUCAUGCAAGCCAUCGAUCAGAUACAGGAAACGCUGGCCAGUGUGAAUCGGGAGUAUGAAAAGUAUCCGAACUUUACGGCGGAGGAAAAGGUGCGCUUCGACACGCUGUGUGCGUUUUGCGUGAACUCACUGUUCUGGAUGCACGAGAAGAUGCUCGGUCGACCGAACACCGUCAUGGAUGACAUUAAAGCGGAUCUCGACCGGGUGCGGGAAGCGAUGAAACGGUUGCAAACCAUACACGAAAACCUUACCAAGCGGCCCCGUCUAGAUCAGCCGGCCGCGCAAAGGUUCGUGCGGGCCGGGCUGUACGAUGCUAACAACACGGAAAGCGACAAACAGAACGAUGCACCACCAAACAAAAAGAAGCGCCGGGAGAAGAAAGCCGAACCGGAAUGAAAAGAGUAGCCCAGCAUGUGUGCUACUGGGGUAGGUACAAUAAGAGAUGUAUGUGGAUGGGAGAUUCGAGAUUUAAACAUGUACUAAAUAACAUAGGGCAGAUGUGGUUAGGGAAAAUAAUAAUAAAAAGCUAAAUGAAUGUCCUACUGUAAUGUAAAAUGGC